AUGUUCUUCUCAAAAGCAGGAAAAGCGGCUGUGGAAUGGGCGAAAGGAACAAAAGUUCCCUAUAAAGACUUCGCGCAAACCCUGGAAAAAAUUGAGGAUUUGUCGGGAAAGAAGAAGAUUGAUGAACUCGCCCAGUUUUUUACUAAAGUUCUCGAUUUUUCACCAGAAGAUCUGACAGCAUGUGUUUACAUGUCAGUUAAUCAACUUGGACCAUCCUAUGAGGGUUUGGAGCUGGGUGUUGCCGAAAACUCACUGAUCAAGGCUGUUGCUAAAGCAACCGGUAGAACUGAGAGCAAGAUCAAAGAGGAUCUGCGGAUCAAAGGAGAUUUGGGAACAGUUGCACAGCAAUCGCGUUCCAAUCAAAAGAUGCUUGCCGUUCCAAAAGCAUUGACUGUUCCGACUGUUUUCAAUAAGCUUACAGAAAUUGCCAAACUUAGUGGAGUUUCAGCCAUGAACAAAAAAGUAGAUGCUAUCAGUGCGUUACUAAUCGCUUGUCAAGGAAUCGAAGCACGAUUCCUAGUUAGAAUGCUCGCAGGAAAAAUGAGGAUAGGGCUCGGCGAGCAAAGUGUUCUAUCCGCUCUCGGACAUGCAUUCACAUUUGCCAAGCAAGCAGAAAGUGAGAAGAAAAUGACUGGAGAAAAAUUAGACGCAUUGAAGGACACGAAUGUGAAGCGAGUGAAAACUGCUUAUUGUGAGUGCCCCAAUUACAACCGUAUAAUCGAAGUGGCUCUGUCAGAAGGCAUAGAAGUUCUCGAGGAGAAGUGUAAGCUGACUCCGGGAAUUCCACUGAAACCAAUGUUAGCCCAUCCAACAAAGGGAAUCGAUGAGAUCAUGCGUAGAUUCCGAAACCAAACGAUGACUUGUGAAUGGAAGUAUGAUGGUGAACGUGGUCAAAUACACAAGAGAGAAGAUGGACAGAUCUUCAUCUACAGUCGUAAUCAAGAGAACAAUACUUCCAAAUACCCAGAUAUCAUUGAGAAGAUUUCAACUUGCAUCGGCGAAGGAGUUGAAUCGUUCAUCGUAGACGCAGAAGUUGUCGCAAUCGAUGAGUCUGGAGCGAUUCUCCCAUUCCAAGUACUGACCACCCGGAAGCGAAAGAAUGCAACGGAUGACAAUGGUGUCAAAGUCGGUGUUUUCCUUUUCGAUCUUCUAUUCUUCAAUGGAGAGUCCCUCGUCCGGCAACCACUUCGAAAACGACGAGAAUUGCUACGUAAAAAUUUCAAAAAGAUUGAAGGCAGUUUCUAUUUUGCAACUUCUGUCGACACCAUGGACACUGACGAAAUCAACUCAUUCUUCGACGAGGCGAUUCAAAACAAAUGUGAGGGUCUUAUGAUCAAAACACUUGAUACUGAAGCAACUUAUGAGAUUUCUCGUCGCUCGAAAAGUUGGCUGAAAAUGAAGAAAGACUACGUCGAUGGUGUCGGAGAUACUUUGGAUCUUGUUGUGAUGGGUGCAUACGUUGGAAACGGAAAAAGAACUGGAGUAUAUGGAGGAUAUCUUCUUGGAUGCUAUAAUCCAACUACAGAAGAAUAUGAAAGUGUCUGCAAGAUUGGAACAGGAUUCACCGAUGAGGAUCUUUCGGAGCAAUUCAAAAUUCUUCAAGAAAAGAAAAUCGAUCGUGCCCCAGUGUAUUAUCAAUUCGACCCAACUCUGAAACCGGACGAUAUUUUUGCUCCUCAUCUUGUUUUCGAAGUUAAAUGUGCUGACAUUACUAUAUCGCCUCGCCACAAAGCUGCUGGAGGUUUGACUGAAGAUGGCAAAGGAAUUUCUUUAAGAUUCCCUCGGUUCCUUCGUAUUCGUGAUGAUAAGAAUCCUGAUGACGCAACAUCUUCUGAACAAGUUCUUGAAAUGUACCGUAAUCAAGAGAUAUUCUCAAAUCAGAAAAUUGAGCAAGAUGAUGAGAAAGAUGACGAUGAUAUGGACGGAGAAGAUGAGGAGGAAGAAAAAGCUGACUUGAAUAAUACGAACGCUUCGGAAGGAAGUUCCAAAGAAAAUCCAAAAGUAGUCGACGAAAAGAAGGAUGUUGUAAAGACGGAGAAAAGUAAAGAGAAGAAGUCUCCUGUCAAAUCUUCGCCAGUGAAGCAGUCGCAAGCGAAAAAAUCUCCGAUAAAGACAUCUUCAGUUAAGACAUCUCCCGCGAAAAAAGAAAUAGAGAAGAAGAAGAAGGGACCAGUUGCCAGCAUUUUCAGCUCAUCGAAGAAAGUAACCAAGGAAGAAGUCGUUGAAGUCGAAAAAGUCUCCAUCAAGAAGUCUAAGGAAUCGCCAUCACCCAAGAAGAAGAAGAGAGAUGAGUUCUCAUCAAACGAUUCAGACAGUGACGAGGAUGCGUUUGCCAAGAAGAAACAACCAACGAAGAAGAGGUCCCGUGUGGUAAUCGACUCGGACUCUGAAUAA
Messenger RNA from Caenorhabditis briggsae, 2394 nucleotides. RefSeq names its product Protein CBR-LIG-1 (gene Cbr-lig-1). NCBI's taxonomy places the organism in Eukaryota, Metazoa, Nematoda, Chromadorea, Rhabditida, Rhabditidae. The coding region runs from base 1 to 2394 and encodes 797 amino acids. The record is from RefSeq and is a predicted model, not a curated record. Gene Ontology annotation, molecular function: ATP binding; DNA binding; DNA ligase (ATP) activity. Gene Ontology annotation, cellular component: nucleus; mitochondrion. Gene Ontology annotation, biological process: Okazaki fragment processing involved in mitotic DNA replication; DNA biosynthetic process; DNA recombination. The transcript has 5 exons.